AGGUAACUGUAAUCAUAGAUAUCCAUAAUGACUGUAAUCGACAAUUUUCCGUUUGAAAAAUGAGUCAAAGUCAGCUACGCGGCUCUAAAGUUGAACGUACACUAGUUUAAGUAUGAUAGGAAAAAAAGACAGUAAACAUGACUGGGUCGCGUGCGCUUUUUUUCUAGUAGACACAAACCAUGAGGAAACGCUGUUUUACCCUCGCUCCUAUGUCAUCGGCAAUUCCUGAAAGGGGCGGAGUUUUUUUAUAUCUGCAUUAACUUUACUCAGCUUCUGUAAAGCGCGUCUCUCACAGCCACAGAAUGCGCUUCAUGCGGCUGGUGACAAGUAGCAAUGAGAAUCCUGAGAUCCAAAUGUGAUGGCCACAUCAACGCCUUGGUGGCUCCUGGUGUUCGCCUUACAGCACUGUUGUUUUUCUAACCCAGGUCCUCCUCCACCUCCAUCUAAUCUCCAGUGCCAUAGACCAUGUAGUGGGAGUCACUGCCUAGAUAUAAAAUGCAUUUGGAAUCCAAAGCCAAACCUUGAUACCUCCACGACCUACAGCCUUCACUGGAAGAAAAAUGCAGAGGAUGAGAAGGUGAACAGGAGUAGUUCAGAUGGUCUGAUCCGUCGUGCACAGUUUGAGAGCCAUGCAGAACUCCUUGUUUGGGUCCAGGCAAAGAACCAGUUUGGUUCUGUUGAAUCUGAGCCAGUUGUUAUCCACACACAAAACAUCAUCAAGCCCUCUCCUCCUCAAUUUCAAUUCGGCUCUCGAGAUCCAUUAGAGAUCUUCUGGAACAACAGCUGUGAGAAACUGCAGCAAAGUGUUGAAGACUGUAAAGUUGCAUAUAAUACAGAGGAAGACAGAAACCACAUUCAGUAUGAGGAGGAAUUAACUAGCAGCUUUGCACACUUGGAUCCCCAGCCCAACACCGUCUAUGAAUUUCAGGUUCGUUGUAAAUGUGACUCAAGCCUCUUCAGUGACUGGAGUGAAACCUUCUCAAUAAAAAGUGCAGAGUCUGCCCCAGUUGGAGAAGUGGAUGCAUGGUGGGACUGUGGGCCGUCAAGCUGUUUUCUAAAUUGGAAGAAUCUCUCUAAUUCUCAGGCACGAGGGUACAUCCUAAGUUAUGAAGUCACAGUUCUCUACAAUAACGGCACCAUACAACUGAUGAAUGUGUCCACUGACGACCCAAGCAGUCUCUACAUUUUUGAUGGGAUGAAGUGGCGCCUCACUUCACCUCUGAAGGAUGUGUCAUCUGUUAAUAUAUCAGCCUACAAUGCUCUCGGUGCUACAAAAGCAUCUCCGUUACCUAUGCUAACACCAGAUAAACAAGCAGACUUUCCAAACAUUGACCUUGAAAUGAACAGUGAGAACCUCACUGUGUCCUGGAACCCGCCCCCUAAUUUCUCUGACCAGGUCAAACAGUAUGUGGUGCAAUAUAAAGACUGUGGGUUGGGGGAAUUUGACUGGAUCAAAGUGAACAACCAUCAGACAACAGGCUUUUUUAAAGGUGCAUUUAAAAACUACACACCCUACCAAGUGUCGCUGUUUGUCGUGUCCAACUUGAAUGAAGUCAGACAUCUUGCUACUGCUAGAGGAUAUUCUUCUCAGAGAGUUCCCUCGGUUGCACCUGUAUUCGAUCGCUCUGAAAUCACUGGCACUGAGAUGACUCUGUUCUGGAAGCCUGUUCCCAGCUGCAACCAGAGUGCGAUGAUCCUGUACUACCAAAUUGGAGUGAGCACACAAAGAGUGUACAACGUGAGUGUAACCCCAGAUCAUGAAGGCAUGACUUACAAGCUGUCGGAUCUUAGCCCAGGUGAAGAGUACCAGGUUUGGAUAAGAGCUGUGAGCAAGGCUGGGCCCAGUCCCAAGGUCACCAGAACAUUCAGGAUUAAUCCUCAUGAAGGAUAUAGAAUGAUGUCAGUAUAUUUGGUUACCUUUCUGGUGGUCUUGUUGGCGGUUAUCAUAUGCCUCUGUGGUUACUUACUAAGUUUCUUCCGAGGAGUCAACAAAAUGUGGCCUCUCCUACCUCAGUGCCUUAAUGAGAAAGUGCCAGAUCCCAGCAAUAGCAAGAUCUUCAGACAGAUGAGGCUUAAGGUUAACGAGCCCUUGACUUGGAUUUGCGUUCCUCUUCAUGAACCUAGUCCGAAAAUCUCUGUCUUGGAAGUUGUUGCAAUAAAAUCGAAGGUAUUUGAGCCAGACGGGAUAAGAAAAGAGAAUGGUUUCUCUCAGAUGGACUGCCAGGAUGAUCAGAAACAGGAUCUUGGCACAGAGAACACAGACAGUACAGACAGCGGAUUCGAGAGGAAGGAGUACAGUAAAAUGGUUGACUCGGAUGAAGAGAAGAAUGAUGGUUGGAGCUCAUCAGAAGAAGAACAGUCUACCUCAGGUUAUGAAAAGCACUUCAUGCCCUCCGCUUUAGAAAUAAUGGUGGAGUAACUAUGUCUGGACCACAGACAUUCAUUUUCAGUGUUUUUUUUUUUUUAUUGACAGUAUUUUCAUAUUAUGAAAUAUAGUCAAAGGGACUAAGCACAAAAUGCUUCAGUUUUAUAUCGUAUUUUGUGACCUUCAACAUUUUAAGAU
Cyprinodon tularosa is the source of this 2563-nucleotide messenger RNA. It is a transcript of the gene il12rb2l, whose product is annotated as interleukin 12 receptor, beta 2a, like. The record is from RefSeq and is a predicted model, not a curated record. Lineage: Eukaryota; Metazoa; Chordata; Actinopteri; Cyprinodontiformes; Cyprinodontidae. The coding region runs from base 359 to 2419 and encodes 686 amino acids. Gene Ontology annotation, cellular component: external side of plasma membrane; signaling receptor complex. The transcript is spliced from 15 exons. Gene Ontology annotation, molecular function: cytokine receptor activity; cytokine binding. Gene Ontology annotation, biological process: cytokine-mediated signaling pathway.